Miscanthus lutarioriparius is the source of this 780-nucleotide messenger RNA. The record is from the annotation of a GenBank genome assembly. NCBI's taxonomy places the organism in Eukaryota, Viridiplantae, Streptophyta, Magnoliopsida, Poales, Poaceae.
AUGGCGCAUAGACUAUGCAUAACGCAAACUUUGGCACUCAGCCAGCAUACGGGAUCAGCUGUUGCUCAUUGGUGGAGCGGAAUUGCACAUCUUGCUUGUGGAAAGAGAUGGCCGCCAUCUCCACAUCUUCUGCACCUUGAAUCACCUGCUGCUUCAAGCUGUCCUUCAGCAUACCUGCCCGGUAUUAUUGCAAAGCACUUGGAGUCUGCUAAUACAAUGUUCUCCUUCAUAUGGUGGAUAAUUGGAUUUUAUUGGAUAUCUGCUGGGGGUGAAGAGGUUAUCCGGGAUGCACCUCAACUUUACUGGCUUUGCAUAGUCUUUCUGGCAUUUGAUGUGUUUUUUGUUGUAUUCUGCGUUGCUCUGGCUUGUAUCAUUGGUAUUGCUGUCUGUUGUUGCCUUCCUUGUAUCAUAGCAAUUCUCUAUGCAGUAUCUGAUCAGGAAGGAGCAUCUGAAGAUGACAUUCGUCAAUUCCCAAGAUACAAAUUUCGGCGGACCGAUGAGCCUGAAAAGCAAGAUGUUGACCCCAUGGGUCCUUUUGGUGGAAUAAUGACAGAGUGCAGCACCAAUCAACCUAUUGAGAAAGUGCUUGCAGCUGAAGAUGCAGAGUGCUGUAUUUGCCUAUCGGCUUAUGAUGAUGGUGCAGAGUUGCGCGAACUCCCCUGUGGGCACCAUUUCCACUGCACCUGCAUCGAUAAGUGGCUUCACAUCAAUGCAACAUGCCCCCUGUGCAAGUACAACAUUCGGAAAAGCAGCAGUAGCAGUGGAAGUGAAGAAGUGUGA